Polychytrium aggregatum is the source of this 1458-nucleotide messenger RNA. Its product is annotated as 2-nitropropane dioxygenase, NPD. NCBI's taxonomy places the organism in Eukaryota, Fungi, Chytridiomycota, Chytridiomycetes, Polychytriales. The record is from RefSeq and is a predicted model, not a curated record. Gene Ontology annotation, molecular function: nitronate monooxygenase activity. The transcript has 8 exons. Bases 203 to 1162 code for a protein of 319 amino acids.
CCUGAAUGCCAUUUUCAUGCCGGCCGACCGCGAGCGCUCCUCGUUGUCUGUUGCUGCCGUCGAAUUCACCCGCCGUCGACGCAUCGGCCUCGAUCAUACCCGCCUCUAUCCAUUCACACAUACACUGAUCGAUCUAUCAAUCGACUGAUCAAGAACAUCUGCCGCCGAUUCGCUCUCAGGGACACCUCCACCCACUUUGCCGAUGCCAGCGCACUCCCUGGCUCCAAGCCGUUUGCGGCUGCCCGUCAUUGUCGCCCCCAUGUUUUUGAUCUCCAACCCAGCCAUGGUUGUGGCAGCUUGUCGGCAAGGGGUGGUGGGCACCUUUCCGGCCCUGAACACCCGCACCGAUACUCAGCUCAAGGACUGGAUCAAGACGAUUCGGCACGAGCUUGGCAGACUCCGGAACAGCCUUCCGGAGCAGCCUGUUGCCCCGUUUGGCGUCAAUCUGAUCGUCCACAAGACCAACAAGCGGCUGGAACAGAACCUCGAGAGCAUCGUGGAGGGACAGGUUCCCCUCGUCAUCACGUCGCUGGGGGCUGCACCGAAUGUCAUCAAUCACAUCCACGCCUAUGGCGGGAAGGUCUUCCAUGACGUCACCAACCUUCACCAUGCCCGCAAAGCCGCCGAGGCUGGUGUCGACGGACUCAUCGUUGUUUGUGCCGGGGCGGGUGGGCAUGCUGGAGUCGCAAGCCCGUUCGCGCUGAUUCCCAAGAUCCGUGCGUUUUUCAAGGGCACUGUUGUCAUGGCUGGGGCUAUUAGCGACGGCGCCGGCAUCCGGGCAGCGCAAGUGCUCGGUGCAGAUCUGGCCUACAUGGGCACCCGAUUCAUAGCCACCCAGGAGAGCGGCGCUCCGGCCGAAUACAAGAGAAUGAUCCUCGAAAGCGAGAUGGGCUCAGCACCGGACUACCUGCCCGUGGUGUACACUGAUCGAAUCAGUGGUAUCCACGCCAACUUCUUGAAAAAGAGCAUCGAGUCGGCAGGCAUCAAGCUGAACGACGCAUCAACCCUGAGCCCGAUCGAAGAUUUUUCAAAGCCCGAGGGCCACAAAGCGUGGAAAGACAUUUGGUCCGCCGGACACGGCGUCAUUGCGAUCAACGAUCUGCCGUCGAUCGAGGGUCUGGUCGGGCGGCUCGAGAGCGAGUACCGCAACAGCACGAUCUGAUGUUGCAAUCGCCUGUACAGUCGGUCCAGAAAGAAAUGGGACAGUCACUUUCUGGCUUCAGCGGCCUGCAGCCUACUGAACUUCCAUAGGCCCAGCGGGCAGGCCGUGAGAUUGUUUCCCGUCCUGGUUGGCAAUCUCUUUGUUUAGGUUGGUUUGGGAAGCACAGUCUUGAAUACACCCGGUCGAUCUCCUGUGGCGAUGAUCGACUGGCAUACCGAGAUCAUGUUCCGUGAGGCAUUGAUGUCUCGAUCCCACAGCGUAUGGCAGCUUGUACAGCUCCGGACAAAGUGUGGUUU